This is a messenger RNA of Aspergillus chevalieri, 210 nucleotides long. RefSeq lists its product as uncharacterized. The coding region runs from base 1 to 210 and encodes 69 amino acids. NCBI's taxonomy places the organism in Eukaryota, Fungi, Ascomycota, Eurotiomycetes, Eurotiales, Aspergillaceae. The record is from RefSeq and is a predicted model, not a curated record. The transcript has a single exon.
AUGAAUCAGGAACUCCUGUGGUAUUCUAGACGCACCCACUUCCUACCGGGGCUCACUCAGGGCAAGGGCGAUGACCCGCAAAGCCUCUUUGGACCACCAAUUGCCCGGACCCCCUACGAGGGACCAAUGGAGGAUCGCUCUGAUGGGUCCCAGUAUCAACGGUUAGCACUGGAGCGUAUGGGGCUUGGAUGCCUGCGGCCUACUGCCUAG